CACAAAAGCACUAAAAAGGCUUCUCCCCUCUCAGUUGGUUGUAAAUGAGCAUCAGAGCUGAGUCUGAUUCACUACGAUGACACAGUGUUUAACCUUUAUUCAAUGAAGAAACCACAACUUCUGCAGCUGCUGCCACACAAUUAAGGUACACGUCAUGUUUCUGAUAUGGAUUUUCAUGCUGUCUGCUGUCCCAAACGCUCUUUGUGCCAGCUCCAUUUUCUGCCCGGACCCAGAGGCCAGUGACCAAAACACAGAUUUCAUGAUUGAUUGUCUAGGCCUGCGCUUCACCUGGCUCCACUCUGUCUUCGAUAAUUUCCCCUCGUUGCUGAAUUUCGCUCUGAAACUUCGCUGCGAGACGGGGCUUUGCCCGCGCGACAUGGAAGAUUACGGCUGCUCCUGCAGAUACAUGGCAGCUGGAAACCCUGUGGAUCCUCUGGACGUCUGCUGUGAGACUCAUCGGCUGUGUUACCAGAACGCUGCCCCCUGCAGGCAGGUGCUGCCGCUCCUCCCAAACAACUUCACCUGUUCGCCUGCAAACACCAGCUGUGAUGCCGGUGAUUGGUGUCAGCAGAGGUUUUGUGAGUGUGACCAGGCCGCCAUCGACUGCAUGAGUCAGAGCUCGUACGACUCUUCGCUGAGAGGCGUCGCCGAGUCGUCCUGCUCCUCCACAAAUCAAACAGAUCUGCUCAGUGGCACCGCGGAGACUGGCAACGAUGCCUUCAGAGGAGCAGAUGUUCUCUCGGCAGUGAACGACUCUGUGAGCCUCCAGCUCUCCAACUCUUCCCUCCUGUCGGCAGAGAUGGACCUGCUAAUGACCGGCAGAGCGGAUAACCAGAGCGACACUGCAGGGAUGGACAUUGACCUCACCACCCCACCUCCGGGCCCACCCCCCCUGCUGACGCCCGCUGAGGAGUUUGAGGAGCGUGAAGGAGGUGCAGAGGAGGUGGAAGAGGAGGAGACACCACACCUGAGUUUCAUGUCCAAAGAUCUGAAUGAGACCGUGACAGAGGAAGCGCUCGAGCAGGAAGAGAUAAAUAAGGAUCAUACAACCCACAGUCCUCCAGCAGUCAGCCUGGAGCUGACCGAUCUGUCCUCACUGAGCUCCAGAGACAACAUGACAACAUCACACGCUAACCUCACACCGCCUGUUUGGACUACAACUCCUCUGAGGACUACAACUCCCAGCGAUCUGACACCAACAACUGUGGAGGAGUCAUCAGAGGAAGGUUCACUCAUCGUCACAACUUCAUCUCUGACUUCAGCAAAAUCUCAAAACAAUCUGACCAGGAAAACAACAACAUCCAACAUGAUGCCUUCUAAGUCAUCUGAAGAAGAGGAAGAGGAAGAGGAGGAGGAGGAGGAUGAAGGGGAGCAGGAAGCCUCGGAUGAGUUUGUUGCUGAUUUAUUCAACACCGUGUCCUCAACCACCACCGCCAAAACAGCAUCAACACGGUCAACACCACCAACUGUGACCACAGAGGAGUCCAGUGAGGUGAAGGGAAGCUCAGCGACAUCAGCUUUUCCAACAGGUGGAGGAGGUGUCAGAUUUACACCUGCAACACCUUUAGCUUCAGAGGAGAGAGGAGAGCAGAGUGUCAGAGAGGAGAACUCAAGUCCUCAGAGGACGACUGAAGGUUUCUGGAUCACAACAAGGUCUACAACGAGAAGCUCAGUCUCAGAAACCAGUCCAGUCAGAACCACCGCCGCCUCAUCCACGACUCCUGACACUUCUUGGGAGGAAGACUUCACUCCAUCACCACCACCUGCUGCUCCUCUCGGUCUCGUGAGCCGAGGUCAACAGCCUCUAACACCUGCAACAACUCCAUCAUCAUCAUCUUCAAUCCGAACCAUCGGCAAGACAACACAAGGAAGACGAGUCACCUCCAUCAAACCACGAUUAGAGAUCAACACAUCAACAACAUCAACAACAUCAACAACAACAACAUUCACCACGACUGAGGCUGAAUCUGAGGAGGAGGAGCAGGAAAUAACGACAACAGACAAACCUCCGUGUGAGGAAGGAGAAGUGGUCGACAGCUCGCAGGAGAAAGAUGUGUGGGAUGUGGCUCAGAAGAGGGCAGUGCCGUUCUUCGCCUGGUCCCUGCUGGAGUCUGUCGGACUGACCGACCUACAGCUACAGCCCGACAGCAAAGAGUGCAGCCGCUCCUUCACCCUGUACGGCAGCGACGGUCGAGCCCGGCGGGAGAUGCCGGCGCUCGGCGAGAUGCUCCACUGUUUGACGGGACGAUGUCCUCACGAGUACGAGAUGUACGGCUGCUACUGCGGACAGGAGGGCGGCGGGCGGCCUCUGGACCAGCUGGACAGGUGCUGCUUCUUCCAUCACUGCUGCCUGAAACAGAUCGGCUCGAUGGGCUGCAGGUCAGAGAGGAAACUCAACGCUCAGAUCUCCUGUGAGGCCGGGAAACCACGAUGUCAGGGCGUCACCGUGUGCGACAAACUACAGUGCGUCUGCGACAAAACGACGGCCGAGUGCAUGGCCGCCGCCCGCUUCAACCACAGUCUGCCGUCGCAGCAGUGCAGCGGACCCGGACCCCCCUGUCGCCGGGCCAGCAGACCCCCCAAACCACGGCUUUCCCCUCAGUCCAGCGAGGAGGAGGAGGAGAGUGAGGAGCUGCCCGGAGGAAACUCUGAGACUCAGGAAGAGAAGAAACCUGGAGGUGAACAGGAGACGACCACAGCUCCUCCACAGCAAGUUCACAACAGUGAUGAAAGCUCUGACCUGAAGGACAAAGACAAGUCAAAUCCUCCUGCUGGAUCACCUGUCGGCCCGACACGUCCUCCUCCUCCUCCUCCUGCCUCCAGUGAGGAGAGCAGAGAGCCUCCGACACUCAGUGGGAUCCAAAGCCACAACCAGAGGCCGAGUGCAGGUCAGAGCCAAGGGCAGCGACCGGCCGGGAGACUGGAGGUGAAAGAAGAGGAGGAGGAAGAGGAAGGAGGAGGAGAAGAGGAGGAGGAAGAAGAAGAAGGAAACCAGAAGUGAAUAUAUUGAAUAUUUUGUUUUUCACAGGCAGCUUUGGGAUUUGAGGAAGUAACUCGUUGUUUGAAGAUCAUUGUGUUCCCACUAACAGACGUUGUAAUUUAUAGAAAGAACGUUAAAAAUCAAAUGUUUACUUUGAUGUUUAUGGAGUUACUUUCUUAUUUUUAUUAAAGAGC
This is a messenger RNA of Lates calcarifer (barramundi perch), 3174 nucleotides long. RefSeq names its product otoconin 90 (gene oc90). Gene Ontology annotation, molecular function: calcium ion binding; phospholipid binding. The transcript is spliced from 22 exons. Gene Ontology annotation, cellular component: extracellular matrix. Gene Ontology annotation, biological process: phospholipid metabolic process; arachidonate secretion; lipid catabolic process. NCBI's taxonomy places the organism in Eukaryota, Metazoa, Chordata, Actinopteri, Centropomidae. Bases 155 to 3001 code for a protein of 948 amino acids. The record is from RefSeq and is a predicted model, not a curated record.